Molecule: messenger RNA, 1889 nt
Organism: Larimichthys crocea (large yellow croaker)
Lineage: Eukaryota; Metazoa; Chordata; Actinopteri; Sciaenidae
Gene: ptpn18
Product: protein tyrosine phosphatase non-receptor type 18
Exons: 16
Coding region: 207-1631 (474 amino acids)
Biological process (GO): protein dephosphorylation
Cellular component (GO): nucleus; cytoplasm
Molecular function (GO): non-membrane spanning protein tyrosine phosphatase activity
Source: RefSeq, a predicted model, not a curated record
ACAGAGAGAGAGACAGAGAGAGAGACAGAGAAAGGGGGAGGUUUCUUUUAUUUUCAGUUUUGGUCUGUAGGUCUGUAUCAGUCAGUAUCAGUCUGUUUUGGUUCUGUAUCGGUCUGCAGCUCUGACUCUGUCGGUCCUCUGGUGCCGGCUCAGGUGUUGGAUCAGGUGUUGGAUCAGGUGUUGGAUCAGGUGUUGGAUCCUCUGACAUGGAGCUGCUGCCGUCUCUGCUGUCCAGCCUGAGGACCGUGGACCCAGGGACUGUGGAUCAGGAGUACAGCAUGGUGCGUUCACAGACCUCUGUGUUCAAGAGAGAACUGGGUUUGACGACUGAGGCCGGAGCUCUGAAGGAAAACAUCAAGAAGAACAGAUACAAAGACAUCCUGCCAUACGAUCAGUCCAGGGUGGUUUUGUCUCUGCUGACAUCAGACUGUGACUCUGACUACAUCAACGCCAGCUUCAUCAAGGGGGCGGCAGCAGACUGCAGGUACAUCGCCUCUCAGGCUCCUCUGAGCGCCACGCUCGUGGACUUCUGGAGGAUGAUCUGGCAGCACGACGUCAAGGUGAUCGUCAUGGCCUGCAGAGAGGUGGAGAUGGGAAAGAAAAAGUGUGAGUGUUACUGGAGUCCACUUCAUCAGUCAGCUGAGUUUGGACCGUUCAUUGUGUCCACGGAGGAGGAAACUCGUCCCAAUGAAGACCUGGUGAUCCGAACUCUGACGGCCACGUACCAACAGGACACCCAUUCACUGGUUCAGUAUCAGUUCUUGUCGUGGCCGGAUCACGACGUUCCGUACGAGGCUGCAGGAGUUCUGGACCUGCUGGAGAGAGUCAGAACCAGCCAGGGAACACACACCUCGCCUCUGCUGAUACACUGCAGUGCAGGCUGUGGGAGGACAGGAGUCAUCUGUGCUCUCGACUACAUCCAUGACCUGCUGGUUACCAAGCAGAUCACGGCAGACUUCAGCAUCAUGAAGAUCAUCCUGGAGCUCCGUGAACAGAGACCGUCUGCGGUCCAGACCAAAGAGCAGUAUCAGUUCAUCUUCAGCACCGUCACCGUCAUGUUGGAGCGAGCCCUGCAGGCGUCCCGCGGCCCGCUCUACUCCAACCUGCCCGAGCUGCAAAAAACAGAGAAGAACAAAAAGACACCUGCUGCCAAGAGAGCGUCUCAGCUGACCGACAUGAGCGACACGUACGCUGUGGUCAACAAGCCCAAACACCCACACCCACCUUCACCAAGCCCCGCCUACUCCACUGUAGCCACGCCCAGGUCCAGGACUCUGACCCCGUCCCAUCACUAUGACAACGACUCCGCGGGGGCGUCGGCGGCGCCGCUCUACAGCAUCGUCAGGCCUCGAGCUAAACCUGCGAGCCGCCAACACUCGACCACGCCCAUCUAUGACACUGCAACACCGACCAAUCACAGGCUGGGGGAGGGACCACCGUCGCUAAGCAACAGCGGAGACUAUCACCUGAUGCCAGCUGAUCCAGCUGAUGAUGAUUAUGAAGAUUUCUCCUCCUCAGCCACAGACCUGACCAACCCGUGUUCACCUGGUGGGAUCGGGUUUAAUUGUCGGAUCCAGAAGCCCAGAGGACCCAGAGAGCCUCCAGCUGAGUGGAGCCGCCUGGAGAGAUGAAGCACCUGGACUGGUUCACCUGGACUGGUCCACCUGGACUGGUUCACCUGGACUGGUCCACCUGGACUGGUUCACCUGGACUGGUCCACCUGGACUGGUCCACCUGGACUGGUUCACCUGGACUGGUUUGAUUGUUUGUAACCGGUGAUCUGAUGCUUUCAUAUUUAUGUUCUUCAUGUUUUCAUGUUUUCUCACUUUUCUUCUUUUUUAAUGAAUUCUUCAAACAGACGUGUGUAAACAAUAAACUGUAAACAAACA